AUUGGAUGAGUCGGUGAAGAGGCGUCGUUUGAAUUUCAGUUCAUUACGUGUUUUUGUUGUGUGUGAGGACUGCUUGUUCGGUUUCCAGUAUUUUAUAAAACAUUGAACUCGGGGAUAUUGUUUAACAUCACGGACAGACUGUAUCUGGCUGCAGUAGUUCUCCUCCUGUGGUCCUGAGCUGUGUGUUGGAGGCGAUGCGUCAUGAUGAUUCAUCUAUUAGCCGUCGGAAGGGCAAAACCCCUCAACGCCGACCCCCGCAGCCGGCCCCAGGGCCCUCCGGUACAACAUCCCGGUCCCCAAGACGGAGUGGAGCUUCAAGGCGGCCCCCCGCGUCUCCCAAGAAGAGAAGGUUUCGACCAGGGACCAGGGCCUUGAUGGAGAUCCGCAAGUACCAGAAGAGCACCGAUCUUCUACUCAGGAAGGCACCCUUCUCUCGCCUGGUCCGUGAGGUGUGCCAGAGUUUUUCCCAUGACGCUCUCCGAUGGCAGGUCUACGCUCUUCUGGCCCUGCAGGAGGCUGCAGAGGCGUUUCUUGUCAUGCUGUUCUCCGAUGCAAACCUGUGUGCGAUCCACGCCAAGCGGGUCACGCUAUUCCCCCGGGACAUUCAGCUGGCCAGGAGGAUCCGCGGGGUGGACAACAUGUGAAAACAAUACAGGACCAAGUGGACAAGCAAGCAUCAGGAAGGACACUCAUUUCAUUGCGCUCUUUCCACUUCAGUCUGUUCUGAGACUAUGAUACUGCUUAUAAUGUGUUUAAACGGUAUAACUGUUUUAAAAAUUUUAUGAUUUUUAUGCUACAUUUUUUGAAUUUUGGGUUACUAAAUUCUUGGGAAAGGAAAUAAUUUGACUUGGCAGAUUAUCACUGGUUUUAUGAAAAGGUAACAAGUUCAAGUUACCGACUUUUAACCGUCAGAAAAUAAUCCCUGUCAAGCAGUUGUAUUUUUAUACUUGAGUACUUAUAUUUGCAUAAUGUGUUAAUUUUGAUCCCUCAGUGUUGUAUUGCUUUUGAUAUAUAAUUGAUGUGUACAUAUUGUUCCACAUUCAUGUGAACUUACUUUGUUAAUAAACCGCAAGAUUAGUUUCUAUUACGUA
Messenger RNA from Perca fluviatilis (European perch), 1091 nucleotides. RefSeq names its product histone H3.3. NCBI's taxonomy places the organism in Eukaryota, Metazoa, Chordata, Actinopteri, Perciformes, Percidae. The transcript has 5 exons. Gene Ontology annotation, molecular function: DNA binding; structural constituent of chromatin; protein heterodimerization activity. Bases 195 to 644 code for a protein of 149 amino acids. Gene Ontology annotation, cellular component: nucleosome. The record is from RefSeq and is a predicted model, not a curated record.